Molecule: messenger RNA, 1833 nt
Organism: Lindgomyces ingoldianus
Lineage: Eukaryota; Fungi; Ascomycota; Dothideomycetes; Pleosporales; Lindgomycetaceae
Product: alcohol oxidase
Exons: 8
Coding region: 1-1833 (610 amino acids)
Biological process (GO): secondary metabolite biosynthetic process
Molecular function (GO): flavin adenine dinucleotide binding; oxidoreductase activity, acting on CH-OH group of donors
Source: RefSeq, a predicted model, not a curated record
AUGGGCGUCCUAUCGAUUUUUCAGAUACUCCCGCUUCUCGUCGUCUCAGUUUCACACCUAGCGUGUGCAAUACCAACACAUGCCCAAACGGCCACCAUACUUAAAAGAGCGGAUCAAAUCCAGGAUGCCUACGAUUACGUGAUUGUAGGAGGAGGAACAUCUGGUCUUACUGUUGGAGAUCGACUUACAGCAGAUGGGAAAUAUACCGUCCUAGUAAUCGAACACGCUUCGGAUGAACUGAGACAAUCCCUACUAGACAACUCGACGGCGAUUUUGUCAGGUGGAGGUGCUGGAGGACGAGCGCCGAUUCGAAUGUAUAAUAUUACGUCAGUCCCCCAGAAAGAACUCCUGAACAUGCCUACCAACGUGCAAAUCGGAAAUCUGGUGGGGGGUAGCUCUGGAGUAAAUGGAAUGGUUUUCUUACGAGGAACAUCUGAAGAGUACGAUAUUUGGGCAGAACUUGGUGGGCCUGGAUCUACUUGGAAUUGGCAGGGAAUGCUACCGUAUUUCAAGAAGGCCUUUUACUAUACGCCACCAAUUCCGCAACUUGCACAAGCUUUCGAUAUUCAAACGGAUGUCGAGCCUGGGUGGAGUCAGGAUCCGAAUAAUCGUAUAUAUGCUUCUUACCCAACUUACUUCAAUCCAGGCGUUAAACUCAUGAGAGAUGCAUUCAAGACAAUGCCAGGCGUGGUAUUUCCAAAAGAUUGCUGUGGUGGCUCAAAUGGUGUCUACUACUUCCCAAGCUCAAUGGACCCCAAUAACUUCACGCGAUCAUAUGCCCGUACAGGACACUGGAACGGAAUCAGCCGACCAAACUACGAGUUGCUUGUGGACAGCAAAGUGAACAAGAUUCUUUUCGACGGCACCAUUGCUACCGGAGUGCAAUUCAUUCCCGCUCGGGGCACAGGAGAUGCCAGAACGGUCAAGGCAAGGAAAGAGAUCAUUCUCGCGGCUGGAUCUGUUCAUACGCCUCAGAUUCUGCAACUUAGUGGCAUCGGUCCAUCAGCGUUGUUGAAGGAAGCCAGGAUCGAAGUUAAAGUCGACCUCCCUGGUGUCGGCCAAAACUUCCAAGAUCAUGGCUACAUUUCCAGUGUUGGUUACAAAUAUCCCAACAUAACCUUCAACGGCUCUCCCUCCAGCGUCAGCGGCCCUAACCUCGGAGCCUUCGUUGGCCUCCCCGUCAUCUCCCCUUCUAACUACGAAAAUAUCGCAUCCACUUUCGAGUCUCAAGAUCCCGCGAAAUACCUUCCCAACAACACCCAUGCCUCAGUCAUCGCCGGCUACGCAGCACAGCAGAAAGCCUACGCACGCCACAUGCGGUCUCCACAAUUCACCUUCCUGGAACAACUUAUCGGCCCCGGACCCGGCGGCAGCAUCCAAAGUAUGCACCCCGUAUCGCGCGGAACCAUCAAUAUCGAUCCCAAAAACCCCACCGCAGAACCCAUCGUAGACUACCGGGCCCUAUCUAAUCCUACCGACUUCGACAUCACAAUCGCGCAGAUUAAAUUCAUUCGGCGCUGGAUGGCGCAGGAUAUCUUUAAACCCUAUGGUCCGGUUGAACAGAGUCCCGGGCUGGAUAAGACCAGUGAUGAACAGCUUAUUGAGUGGAUCAGAGGGGUGUAUUCGCCGACGGUGUUUCAUCCUAUUGGGACUGUAGCGAAGACACCGAGGGAGAGGGGAGGUUGCGUAGAUGAAGAACUGAGGGUAUAUGGGACAGAGAGGUUGAGGGUGGUUGAUGCGAGUAUUAUGCCAGUGCUUGUGGGCGCGACCACUUGUCAGACGGUUUAUGCUAUUGCUGAAAAGGCGGCGGAUUUGAUUAUGGCGGGACAUUGA